Messenger RNA from Dentiscutata erythropus, 633 nucleotides. The record is from the annotation of a GenBank genome assembly. Lineage: Eukaryota; Fungi; Glomeromycota; Glomeromycetes; Diversisporales; Gigasporaceae.
GACGGAAAAUUGAUGAAAUGGAAUUUAAGAAAUAAUUCUACUCCUGAAGAGAUAAUAAUACAAUCGGAUGAAGAAGGAGAUGAAGUUAUAGAGAAAUUUUUUAUUAAUGUUGCAUGUGGAGAAAAUCAUUGUUUAGCAUUGACUAGAGAUGGCGAAGUAUUUAGUUGGGGAUCCGGAAGUGUACGAUGUGAUUGUGGUGAACAAUUAAAAGAAGCUAUGGAAUUAAUUCGAUCGGAAGGACGAGGAGUUGUAAUAUAUUUGAGGCAAGAAGGUAGAGGAAUUGGUUUAGCAGAUAAGUUAAGAGCAUAUAAUCUUCAGGAUUUAGGAUAUGAUACAGUUUCAGCAAAUGUUUUUUUACAUCACCCACCUGACCUUCGUACUUAUGACAUUGCAAAUCAAAUUCUAGCCGAUCUUAGGUUAAGUAAUAUUCGAUUACUUACAAAUAAUCCUGAUAAGAUUGAGCAAGUCGAAAAUGGUGGGAUAAAAGUAGUCGAGCGGGUACCAAUGGUUCCUUUAGCAUGGAAAGUUAACCAUGACUCCAAUCAUAUUAUUAAUGAAUUAGAUCAAUAUCUUAAAGUAAAGGUUGAAAGAAUGAGACAUUUAUUAAAUGUUCCAGAAACUUUAUUAAAUUGA